Messenger RNA from Trichophyton rubrum CBS 118892, 3206 nucleotides. RefSeq lists its product as uncharacterized. Gene Ontology annotation, molecular function: protein binding. The coding region runs from base 517 to 3186 and encodes 889 amino acids. The record is from RefSeq and is a predicted model, not a curated record. The transcript has 2 exons. NCBI's taxonomy places the organism in Eukaryota, Fungi, Ascomycota, Eurotiomycetes, Onygenales, Arthrodermataceae.
UCACAAGAAAAUGGGUCUCUCAGUCUUUCACUGCUGGUAUUCAACUAACUGUUCGCCAGCUUCAUCCCACCUUUUUCUUUUGGUAGACGUUGCUCCCCGCAGGUGCCAAGACCUCUCGUUGCAGGAGAAGCACGUGCCAUGAGCUAAAUCCAACCCACCACGACUUGCAGUUUGACUCCAAAGGUACUGAUGCCUCCGAGCCCGUGUAGGACUGUAUAGAAAGGGACACAUUCCUAGGCCCUUGACAGCUCUGCUUUGGGUAUUUAGGCCAUUCCUUGCGGUUCUCGGAGACAUUCAACGGGCGAGGAUCCCGACCGAGGGUCCAACCGAGAUAUCCCCAGAAUGCAAACGGAAUCUCUAGACGCGCAUAUUGCGGCGGUGCAAGCUAUUGUGAAAGCGUGGAUUAGGACAUCUCCUAUAUAGUCGAUUGACCUUCGGUGCAUGAGAGCUAUAAUUGCACUGGAUAUCGUCUCCUCGGCCUUGCUUUCACACGGAGCCCUUCUCUGAACUCGAAAAAUGGCGGGCCAAAUCGAGUCAGGACCGCUCGCUUCAGCAUACGAUAGCCCCACGUUCGGGGAGGACAGUUCAUUCCAUAUUGAUCAAGCAGUUGGGUCAAUGUCAAUAUCGCCUUGCGGGAGAGACGUCGUUCUUGCAUCAAAGGAAGGCCUACAUGUUAUAGAUCUCGAUAAUCCGUAUUCCCCGCCCCGUUAUCUUCCUCACCGAACAGCAUGGGAAGUUGCCGAUGUCCAGUGGUCUCCUUUUUCCGCUCGGGAUUCCUGGGUGGCAAGCACAUCAAACCAAAAAGCAUUGGUCUGGAAUUUGGCUAUGCGGACUUCACAGAAUUCUAUAGAACAUGUUCUACACGCACACUCGAGAGCAAUAACGGAUAUAAAUUUUUCAGCCCACCAUCCUGAUUUACUAGCUACUUGCGCUGUCGAUAGUUUUGUCCACUGCUGGGACUUGAGAACGCCCGCCCGGCCUGUUGUUUCUUUUUCAGAUUGGUUUACCGGGGCAACUCAAGUCAAAUGGAACCGACAGGAUCCUCAUGUCAUUGCUAGCUCCCACGAUAAAUCGCUUCACAUAUGGGACGAUAGAAAAGGCGCAUAUCCCCUACGCACCUUUGAGGCACAUGGGACGAAAAUUUACGGCAUUGAUUGGAACAGGACUCGCCCCGAGGCGAUUGUCACCUGUGCACUAGACAAAACAAUAAAGUUCUGGAACUAUUCAAAAGAAGGAAGCAAGCCGGAGAACGUUACCCAUACACCAUUUCCUGUAUGGCGGACCAGACAUACUCCGUUUGGAUGGGGUGUUCUGGCGAUGCCACAACGUGGAAACAGUGACCUUCAUCUAUAUAGCUGUGUUUCAGCUGAGAAUAACCGGAGUGAACGUGAUGAUUUGCCGUUGGUCCAUAGCUUCUCCGGGCACAAGGGCCAGGUCAAGGAGUUUCUUUGGAGGCAGAGGGGAGGCAUCUUAGAUGGCAUGGAUCAGCGAGAAUUUCAGCUUGUCUCAUGGGGAACAGACAAGGAGCUACGUCUUCAUCGUGUAGACCCAGAGAUUUUAAAAGGUGUUGGCUACGAAAAGGGCAAACCAUUCAACCCCCUACUCAACCUUACUCGAAAAGGGGCAGCCUACAAAACUUUUCAUGAUGAACACUCCUACGAGCAUGGUGAAGUGGGUGAGGAUUAUGGUGAACGAUCAGAAUAUCUUGCCGCCAACAAUACCCUCAAAGGUAUGAGUGGGGUAAGCAUGCCAUACUCGCGUGGAUGGGGUCAAGUUCGAUCCAUUGGACAGUCAAGCAGUGUUCGUGGGCGCACAACCCUUAGGGCUGAUAUGAACCCAAUUUCCUGGAUGCGAGGAGUGAAAAUCUCUGGAUGGGAAGUGGAAACGCUGGGUGAUGAAAUAAUCCAUGUUGGUGAAAAAUUCACCCGUGUAGCUUUUGAAUCCGUCAAUGUUGGGCAGCGGAAAGCGACCAUUUCCAUGCACGGGCCGUGGGGAUCGGAGAACUCGAAUGUUUUCCUUAAAAUAGAUAUCAAGUUUCCCACAGGAUACCCUCGAAUGGAAGCACCUAUUUUCAACGUCCAAAGAACAACUGCAGUAACAAGCCAACUAGUCAAAACUGUUACUACUGGAAUGCAGGCAAUUGCAGAGACGUAUCUUUCAAGACAACGAGGCUGCCUUGAAGGAGUGAUUCGAUACUUACUUGGAGAACAUACCGUUGAGGAAAGUGUAGCUCUGGCAAAGAAUCAGCCAAGUGAACAUCUUAAGUCUGCUGAUAUACUUGCUGGUAAUGAGUCAAGUGAUGAGGACGAAGACGUUGGCCAAUUUCAGGACUCUGAUCUUGCUCUAAGCUCUUCUGAGCUUCUUCGCCCUAUCAAUGCCAAUGUCAUGGUUCCAGUUGCUCGGGCAUGCGGUGCUUUAUGGGCCAACGAUGGCCAGCUUGUCUGUUUCUUCCCAAAGAAGGAAGAAAAACCUCCAUCCUUCCUAGACUCUAUAAGCUUGAGGGCCAUGGCUGGAUCAUCCCGCAAUGACAAAGUAUUUGAAGGAUUUGGACGCCUUCAGACAGGCUCUCCGGUACCAAGGGCAACAGCCGAAUCGGCAGUCAGCGGUGGCCUUGUCACUGAAGACGGUGGCUCGGAGUUUUCUGAUGACUCUUCAUACGAUUCAUCUAGCUCAUCUGGAUCCUCCGAUCUAUUAGGCUCACUCCCUCAGCAGUUCCAGGGGAAUCACACCUGGAGACACGAUAACAUUGGAUUUCACCUCGCACGCUCGAUUGCAGGGAAUUCACAGAGGUCUGUUGCUGGACCUAGCACUGCCAGAUCAUCGACCGACUCUUGUCAGAAUUAUGUCCACAUAUACCACUUUAAUGACAUACUACCUGCAAAACGAGAACUUGCUCAGCAGUACAAGAUAUUCGGGAAUCGUGCGGAGAUUUGCUCACAUAAUAUGGUAGUUGCAGCAAAUGCAGGGCUUUCGGAUCUAUCCUACGUCUGGGGGCUUCUGAAUUUACUCUUGGAUAAUAAGCAGACUACCGAUACUAAAGGUGUAAAGGAUCGUUUACGGCACAUAUUUAACAAUCCAGUGAGCAGCCUCCGACGAAAAGACAGCGGUGUCUGCUUCAGCAGCGAGAGACAAAAAACGUGGGGGAGCCAUCCUCUGGGAGCCCAAUGGUUUAUCCCUGCUUUGUGAGCCAUCCUGCAACGUCUUAU